AUGGCGGGCAGCCCCGAGAAGAGUGUCUCGGCGCAGGAGUGGAAGGAGCAGGGCAACCGCCUCUUCCUCAGCCGCAAGUACCAGGAGUCGGCCGCCUGCUACAGCAAAGCUAUCGUAAGGACAAGGGGUCUGGAGAUAGAUAAAGAAAGAGAGAGAGUGUGGGUGGAACUGAGGUGUGUGUGGGCGGAACUGAGGUAGUGCACAAAAUUGUAACUUUGCAUGAUGAGUAACCUCACCCCGAGACCUAGGAAGUCAGCUAUCGCUUGUAGUGAAGAGUGUGUGUGUGUAAGCAUGGCAUACUUAGGAAUGGGAUAAGGGUAUGAGAAAGGGGAUAGAAAUAGUGAAUAAUGUGUUUGUCUCCAGAAGCGGAACCCCUCGGUGUCUGUGUACUACACCAACCGGGCACUGUGCCACGUGAAGCUGCAGCAACACGAUAAGGCCCUGGCCGACUGCAAGCAGGCGCUGGAGCUGGACCCCCAGUCAGUCAAGGCCCUCUUCUUCCUGGGCCAGUGUCACCUGGAGAUGGAGAACUACGACGAGGCCAUCGGUAACCUGCAGAGAGGUGGGCUGGGGGCCUAGGUGGCAAUCAAGGGUCCAGACACAGAGGGUGCAUCUCAAUAGUCUAAAUGGGCCUCCUGUCCCAUAGACCUCCUGUGCUAUAGAUCUCCUGUGCCAUAGACCUUCUGUCCCAUAGUCCUCCUGUCCCGUUGUCUUCCUGUCCCAUAGACCUCAGGUCUCUUGUCUUCUCUCCUUCAUCUGUACUCAUUUUAAAGAACUGGACAAGUGUCAAAAGGAGAUGAGGAGAGGGAAGCUACUAGACUACUGAGAUGAGGAGAGGAAGCUAUUAGACUAUUGAGAUGAGGAGAGGAAGCUACUAGACUGCUGAGAUGAGGAGAGGAAGCUACUAGACUACUGAUGAGAGGAAGCUACUAGACUACUGAGAUGAGGAGAGGAAGCUACUAGACUGCUGAGAUGAGGAGAGGAAGCUACUAGACUACUGAGGAGAGGAAGCUACUAGACUGCUGAGAUGAGGAGAGGAAGCUACUAGACUACUGAGAUGAGGAGAGGAAGCUACUAACUACUGAGAUGGAGAGGAGAUGAGGAGAGGAAGCUACUAGACUACUGAGAUGAGGAGAGGAAACUACUUUAGACUAUUGAGAUGGAUAAGGAGAGGAAGCUAUUAGACUAUUGAGAUGAGGAGAGGAAGCUACUUUAGACUAUUGAGAUAGAUGAGGAGAGGAAGCUAUUAGACUAUUGAGAUGAGGAGAGGAAGCUACUAGACUGCUGAGAUGAGGAGAGGAAGCUACUAGACUACUGAGGAGAGGAAGCUACUAGACUACUGAGAUGAGGAGAGGAAGCUACUAGACUGCUGAGAUGAGGAGAGGAAGCUACUAGACUACUGAGGAGAGGAAGCUACUAGACUGCUGAGAUGAGGAGAGGAAGCUACUAGACUACUGAGGAGAGGAAGCUACUAGACUGCUGAGAUGAGGAGAGGAAGCUACUAGACUACUGAGAUGAGGAGAGGAAGCUACUAACUACUGAGAUGGAGAGGAGAUGAGGAGAGGAAGCUACUAGACUACUGAGAUGAGGAGAGGAAACUACAUUAUACUAUUGAGAUGAAGGAGAGGAGAUGAGGAGAGGAACCUGCUUCAGACCAUUGAGAUGCACCCACCCCAGACACUUCCAUUCAGGAGUCUAGAUACACACAUCAAAAUAUAUUUCUAAGUUACUUGACAGGACAUUGGAUAAAGUCAGCUCUACCAGCUAAUACAUCAUUAUAUCAUUAAUAAUAAUAGUUGUCCUUCAUUUGGUCAUCAGCAUAUAACCUGGCAAAAGAGCAACGGUUGAACUUUGGCGACGACAUUCCCAGUGCCCUCCGGAUAGCCAAGAAGAAGCGCUGGAACAGCAUCGAGGAGAAGCGCAUUAACCAGGAGAACGAGCUGCACGCCUAUCUCACCAAACUCAUCCUGGCAGAGAAGAAGAGGUGAGGGAUUUUUUCUGUGCUCACCUAUAGUUUGUUUCCUGCCUUGUGUUCUAUAUGUGUAUUUACAGAACAUGAAUUGAAAUUCAGUUUGUGAAUCAGAGAAUGGUUUCUCCACAACACUCAAGUUUAAAUGGAACAACCAUAAAAGUUGCGCAAUCAAUUCCCAUUAGUCAGUGGGAAACCAUUACAUUCUCCCUGCCUUGUUUGUAGAAGGUCUCUUACCGUUGGGGGCAUUAAUAUAAUAAUAAUAUAUGCCAUUUGGCAGACACUUUUAACCAAAGCAGUCAUGCGAGCAUAUACUUUUUAUGCCCGGUGGUCCCGGGAAUCAAACCCACUAUCCUGAUGUUGCAAGCGCCAUGCUCUAGAUGACUGCUAAUUAACUUUGUGCUUGGCGUCACCCUGAGGGAGAGUUUUUUUUGUUUUUUUUAUGCCCCCAACUGUAGUUGGUGUGUAAAACCAGUUAGUCCAUCCAUUUUAUAGGCCUACAAUCCAUGCUAUCCAUUGAUAUUGUAAUAAGCCUUGGUUGGUGGAAGUUACUGAAGUAAUCCAUAUUAUCCAUUUAUAUUGUAAUAAGCUAAGCCUUGGUUGGUUGAAGUUACUGAAGUAAUCCAUACUAUCCAUUUAUAUUGCAAUAAGCUAAACUUUGGUUGAAGUUAGCAGAGUGAUUUGGAUGACUUUGGUCCUGUCCUCAGGGAACUGGAUGACAGCAGAGAGGAACAAGACGGCAAGUCGGAGGAAUGCAGAAGCCGACACGACCUCACUAAGUUCCAGUCCAAACAUGUGAGUCCCAAACCAAGUGUACCAAGAGUAAUGUACGUUGCACAUCCAGCUAACGUCCACAGACGCAGGGUAUAAACAAAUAACAAUGGGAAAGUAAGGACUAGAAAUGGUUCAACAACAAAAGGGCUUUCAUCAGCUAAACAUAUUUAUAGAGUCAGAAACAAAGUCUUAAUCCAACGACAUGUUAACACAACCUUACUAAUCAAGAUCAAGUUUUUUUUCAUAAGGAUAUGCAACAGAACAGGGGUGUUAAUCACCCCAAAACUCUGAGGGGCCACAAAGUACAUGAGGAUGGCUGGGGUGGUCUAAAGGGGUGUUAGGAGAAUUUAGCAUUUAUGCUUAAUUCUAUGUAAAAAAAAAAUAAAAAAAGUUUGCAAAGCAUACCUUGAGCUGUCUAUAUCCUCCUGACUGGUGGUAAAAAAAAAAAUGCUUCUCUGCUAAAAUCGGGGUAAAAGAUUGAAAGGAAUAUGAGUCUUAUUCAGUACAUUUAGUUAUUGCUUGCUUUUCUAGUCUACCAACCUUGCCAGCAGGCAUACCAGCUAAGAUAGUUAGACAAGCUAGCUACUGUAACUUGAUUGAUAGCCUGAAAUGGCUUCUUGGUAGCUAGUUAUGAGGUUGGGAGAUUGGGAACCUAUCUGGGCUAGCUAAAGCCAACUUCGUAAAAUUGCUAGGUGGCUAGUAGUAUUACAGAGAAAAAAUAAAAAAUGUAUUCAUUUGUUUUGUGCUUUGCUUUUUUACAGGACAAAUCUGAGGGGGCACGUGCCCCUGUGCCCCCUAUGAGCAUGACGCCUCUGCAGCAGAACAUGUUUUAAACCCGUUUAAAACGUGUUUGGUCUUAUUCUAGCUUAUUGCAUGUAUGUGUGUCUUUCAGAGGGUUUGGGAUAAAGUGGAAGUCACAUUUUGGUUGGACCCUGUGUACAAUUGACAAAUAAAGUGAUCUUAAAUUAGGGGUCACAUUUCUCUACAGGACAAGCAACUGUCAGACAUGGAGGAGCUCUUCUCUCAGCUGGAUGAGAAGAGGAAGGUGAGUGCUCUCUACUGCCUCCUGGUGGAUACAGGAUCAGGGGGAGAAUCUCUUGCAUUUCCUUGAUUCCUCCUGUCCCCUUUCCUCGCCUCCUUCCGAAAACCCAUUGGAUGAGAAGGUCAGAGGUCCCUCCCCUCUAACCUUCUCAUCCAAUGGUUUUUGAGAAGGAGGAGAGAGAGGAAUAGAGGAAAUACAAUUGACAUACUCCCAUGCUCUUUACAUCUGUUUACCCCUGUCCUCUAGCCUAGCCCCUACACCCUUGGCACUCCUGCACUCUGAGUGAUAGGGAGAUAUAAAUACCAAGGUUCUUACUAGUUUCAUCUUGCCUUCUGAUUGGCUGGGUGAAAAUGAUUCCAAAUUGAUUCCGCCUGUCCAAUCCUCUCAGAUCUACCGGAGCGGCUUGUCUGCUGUGGAGUAGGGGCUAGGGGUUUGGAAUUCAGCACUAGCCCAUACAUCAUCAAUGGUUUCUGUUUGGCUAUCACUCUGGCCAUACUAGAAACAACUCUAUUCCUAAACCCUUAAAAAAUCUUAACCCAAGCCCUUUGUUAAUAACAAAUACCGGGUUAGAAUGUACAAGACACUAAAAUAUGUAACCACAGUAGACCUCCUGUCUAGCAUGGCCAUGUAUUGAUAUUUUAUAACCUCUGUUUGUUUAACAGAAGAGGGAGAUCCCAGACUACCUGUGUGGAAAGAUCAGCUUUGAGUUGAUGAGGGAGCCCUGCAUUACACCCAGUGGGAUCACUUACGACCGCAAAGACAUCGAGGAGCACCUACAGGUAAGGAUUAGGCUCAUAAAACCCAACACUAGGCAACAGCAGUGACUAGGGUCAGGUUAGAAUGAUGGACUCUUAUGGCAUCCUCGAUAAGGUGGAAAACCCUCCCUACAAAUCACGCGGCAGACAUGCCAGAACGUCAUGAUUUGAAACCAAAACCUUUGCAGUGGUUUUAGUGAAGGUGGUUGAUGCAAACUAGCCACUUGCGAAAUGCGCUCAUUAAAAAUAACAUCUGUGAUCGCCAUCUUGCUAGCUACAAUUUAGCAUUUUAUUCAAGCGGAUAAGGUGUUGAUGUAGGCAGUGAAGUGGUUCCUCUAUGCCAAACUGACGUUCUGUUACAUACAGACAUGUUAAACUGGAACGACUGUGGGAGACAACCUGGAUGUCUAGAGAGACUAGGUAAUGAUAGGCAGGAGUACUCCAAAUAGAAUCUCCCAGAAUACUCCUUUAAACCCACAAUGGAUCACUGACCAUGUAAAACAAUAGUUACACAUAAUUUCUGUGGCAAUAUUAUUAAGUAUUAAGCAGGGGUGAAGGUAAGGUCCGGUACAGCUUCCCGGCAAAAUAAAUAGUGGGGGUACGCCGUACCGGUAAACAUGACCCUAUCAAAAUAAUUAAAACAAUGUCAAGAAAACUAGGCCAUUACACCAUAUUACCACAUGUCAGAGGCAUGAAAAAUGAGUGAAUGGAUUUGAAAAGCGCUCCAAAAUGCGAUGUGAUUUGACGAGAACACUGACAUUUUGCCAAAGCAGAGAUGUGUGGCCGACACCGAGACAUGCACGAACAGCAGUGUACGCAUUAAUUCUGGCCUAAUGACAAUCGCCAAAUGUAAUUAGACUUAUGUGUUUUGUGUAACAGGUGUCACUUUCCAUUCACCACUGUUUGGAGGCUGGAAUUGAAAUAUAUUGCAAGUGGAUGAACGUGCGCUGGUAGCCUACUAGUAAAGGAGCCCUUUGAAGUGAUUGUUUGACAAUCAGAUGAAAACAUCAUAACUGGUUGUGUUUAUGCCACAAUAAAUUGUAAUACAUGUUCAAAGUUUAAGUGACAAAUCUUUACGACUAGGCCCACAGAGAUGCUAUUGAAUUAAUAGGGAUUUGAUGUGUAAUUCUAUGAUUAGGCCCAUACAUUUUUAUUGGUAAGGAGGUCCUGUACAGGGAAGAAAUUACAUCUACUUUCACCCCUGGUAUUAAGGUAUUGUCACCCAUAGGAUCCUGACUGCGUUUGUUCUUUGCUUGCAGCGAGUGGGCCAUUUUGACCCGGUGACACGCAGCCCUCUGACUCAAGACCAGCUGAUCCCUAACCUGGCAAUGAAAGAGGUCAUCGAUGCUUUCAUCAUGGAGAAUGGAUGGGUGGAGGACUACUGA
Molecule: messenger RNA, 5925 nt
Organism: Coregonus sp. 'balchen'
Lineage: Eukaryota; Metazoa; Chordata; Actinopteri; Salmoniformes; Salmonidae
Source: the annotation of a GenBank genome assembly